Molecule: messenger RNA, 2093 nt
Organism: Sander lucioperca (pikeperch)
Lineage: Eukaryota; Metazoa; Chordata; Actinopteri; Perciformes; Percidae
Gene: txk
Product: TXK tyrosine kinase
Exons: 17
Coding region: 405-1943 (512 amino acids)
Biological process (GO): T cell receptor signaling pathway; B cell receptor signaling pathway; peptidyl-tyrosine autophosphorylation
Molecular function (GO): protein binding; non-membrane spanning protein tyrosine kinase activity; ATP binding
Source: RefSeq, a predicted model, not a curated record
GUAAGAAGAGAACAGCGGUGUGCCCGGGCUGCAGCUCAAAAAUCACGGACACGACAACCACAACAUCUACCUUUUAUCCGUUACUACAAAAGCCACAAAAGAAAGUCCUCUCUUCUUUGUCACCUUUUCGACUUCCUCCACCCACUUCUCUCACCGUCUCUCUCUCUCUCUUUUGUCUCUCUCUCUCUCUGUCUCUGUCUCUCUUUAGGUCUCUGUUGCUCACAUAUUGCAAGGUUUCCGACCUGUGUGGCAUGACAUCAGCCCCCGCGAUGCAAACUGAUUGCGGAGAAAUCAACGCUGGCCCCUAAAAACUUGAUCUAAAGAGGAGAUAGAACUAGAAGAAGAGGAGGAGGGAGGGAGGAAGAGCUGAUUUGGAAGACGAAGAGACGCAAAGACAGUCGACCAUGAUUCAGUCAAAUCACUCCAUCCACUCGGUCUUCUGCUGCUGCUGCGCCGUACAGACCAGGGAGAUCAGCACCCGCAUGGAGCUGGAGGGAAGAACCUCUCUGUGUUUCCAGAGCAGACGAGUCCCAGGGCACGCCUGCCGAGUGGACAGGUCGAGGAAGAAGCUCCCGCCGCCGCCUCCUGACGAUAACGAUGGUGAAGGUUCGGGGUUGCUAAGUGUCGUCGCCAUGUAUGACUUCAACCCCCAGGAGGACACUGACCUCACACUCAAACAGGGAGAAGAGUACGUCAUCCUCCACAAACAGGACCAGCUGUGGUGGAGAGCGCAGGACAAACACGGGAACAAAGGCUUCAUCCCCAGUAACUACGUGACAGAGAAAAACAAUAUCGAGGCAAACUCGUGGUACUGCAAGAACAUCACCAGGACAGAAGCCGAGCAGCUGCUGAGGCAGGAGGACAAAGAGGGCGGUUUCAUGGUGCGGGAGUCCAGUCAGCAGGGAGUCUACACCGUCUCCCUCUACACCAAAACAUUAAGUUCUAAUGGGGAUAUUCGGCAUUACCAGAUCAAAAUAAGUGACACCGGAGGGUUUUUCUUGGCGGAGAAACACACCUUCAGCUCCAUACCUGACGUCAUACACUACCACGAACACAACGCAGCAGGUCUAGUGACCAGGCUGCGAUAUGCGGUGGGGCCAAUGGGAAGGUGUGUACCUGCCACAUCAGGAUUCAGCUCAGAGAAGUGGGAGAUCAACCCCAGUGAGCUGACGUUCAUGAAGGAGCUGGGCAGCGGCCAGUUCGGUCUGGUGAGGCUCGGCAAGUGGAGGGCUCAGCACCGAGUGGCCAUCAAGGCCAUCAGAGAGGGAGCCAUGUACGAGGAGGACUUCAUCGAGGAGGCUAAAGUCAUGAUGAGGCUGUGCCACCCUAAACUAGUGCAGCUGUACGGCGUUUGCCUGCAGCAGCGCCCCCUGCUGAUCGUGGCCGAGUUCAUGGAGAACGGCUGCCUGCUGAACUUCCUGCGGCAGCGGAGCCGCGCCCUGAGGGACGCCUGGCUGCUGUCCAUGUGCCAGGACGUCUGCGAGGGGAUGGAGUACCUGGAGAGACAGAGCUUCAUCCACAGAGAUCUGGCAGCCAGGAACUGUCUGGUCAACGAUCACAACGUGGUGAAGGUCUGCGACUUUGGGAUGACCAGGUAUGUUCUAGACAACCAGUACACCAGCUCUAGUGGAACCAAGUUCCCCGUGAAGUGGUCUCCGCCUGAAGUUCUCCACUACAGUAAAUACAGCAGCAAGUCUGACGUCUGGUCCUUCGGUGUGGUGAUGUGGGAGAUCUACUCGGAGGGUCGGACUCCGUUUGAGACUCACUCCAACUUGGACGUUGUGAAUGACAUCACCAGAGGAGUCCGGCUGUACCGGCCGCACCGAGCCUCGCAGCCGCUCUACGCCAUCAUGUACCGCUGCUGGCACGAGAAACCUCAGGGACGACCGUCUUUCUCAGAGCUUCUGGAGGAAAUCAGAAAACUGGCAGAAAAUCCGGAUUAACACACACACACACACACACACACACACACACACACGUAUUAUAUUGCUGAUUGUCAAACUGUUAUGUUGUUGUUCUGUUAUCAUGAAUGUAAACAGACUGUAUGCUGACGUUGUAAAUAACUAUUUUUUUUAUUAAAACCUUUUUUCACA